CAUGGGUUCCAUUUCCCCUCUACCUUCUCCUCCCUUCAUACCCGAAAAUCCUUUCACGAAUUAUAGGAUAUAUACUUGUUUUUGUUCUAAUGAUUUAUUGGCAACCACAAACAUGUCCAAUUGGAUAGAAUGUUACGACCCUUCAAACAACUCUUGGCAUCGCGUUGACAGGAUUCCUGAACUACUUGAGAACCAUGUGCGGAAGGGUUUUUCCAUGGCCUCAAUUGGUGACGCAAUCUACAUUAUCGGGGGCAGGCUUUGUCACAAGGCUUCAGGCCCUGACUCUGACGAAAUUGUUGAGGAUGAUCUUGAGGUCCUCUCAUCUGUCAUACGCUAUGAUAUUCGCAAUGGCGCGUGGUCCAAGUGUGCGCCACUUGGCACCCCACGGUUCGAUUUCGCGUGCACCGUGUGCGACAGUAAAAUCUACGUGGCAGGCGGGCAGUGCACAUUAGGCAUCGCACGUGGCACCUCAUCGGCUGAGGUGUACGACCCGGCACUCGACGAGUGGAAACCACUGCCUAACAUGAGCGUGCUGAGAUACAAAUCAGUUGGGGUGACAUGGCAGGGGAGAAUCUACGUGGUAGGAGGGUUUGCUGAGAAGGCGGAUUUGGAUAAGUUGCCAUGGAACGCGAUUGGGAGAUGUUCGGCUGAGGUGUACGACUCGGAUAAUGCCAAGUGGGAUCUUGUGAUGGGGAUGUGGCAAUUGGACGUGCCACCUAAUCAGAUAGUGGCGGUUGAUGAAAAGCUUUAUAGCUCGGGGGAUUGUCUGAAUGCUUGGAAAGGUCACAUAGAGGCUUAUGAUGGGAAAAUAUGGAAUGAGGUUGACGGGUCACACUUGGAAACAUUGUCUUCUCCAAUUUCCAUUUCAGCUGCAAAUUGGCCUCCCAUCAAACGGCUUUACAUUACCAUGGCACCCGUCGGGACACACUUGCUCUUCUUGGCAGGAUACAGGAAGCCAGGGGAGAUCUCCAGGGUGGUGUCGGUUGUCCACGUGUUCAACACAUCAGCGAACAGGGAUCCAUGGAGGAGUCUGGAGCCCAUGGAAGAGGAAGGAGAAAAGGAGCUCUGUGGUCAUGGAUGCGUUGUUAGUCUUGGACACAACAACUCAUAGCCAUACAAUAUCCUUUGCCAAAAAGUAUUCCUCGUUUAAAACAAUCACUCAUAGUUGAAAUUUUUGGAUUUUUCUUUCUGUUUGUUAUCAGAAUUUUUAUUUUUAAAUUUAUUAUCAGUUGUGAAUGAA
This is a messenger RNA of Theobroma umbraticum, 1240 nucleotides long. RefSeq names its product F-box/kelch-repeat protein At1g16250-like. The record is from RefSeq and is a predicted model, not a curated record. Lineage: Eukaryota; Viridiplantae; Streptophyta; Magnoliopsida; Malvales; Malvaceae. Gene Ontology annotation, molecular function: protein binding.